AUGCCAGGUGCAAAGAAAGGACCCACGGCUACAGUUCAGCCACGCAGAGAUGUGCUGGCCUCGCUGCGCAUGGCAUCAAUGGAAGACAUCUCCAGAGCUGCUCUUCCGGCAGAGAUUGUAUCCUCUAUUCUCGAUUAUGUCGGCCCCGUUGAUUUGAUACGAGCAGCACGGUCCUGCAAGCUCAUGCAUGAGAUGGCGUAUGAUGACACUCGAUGGGUACACAAAUUGAAACGAAUUGGGUGUUGGGAUGAAGCAGAUGCUAGAAAGCAUGCUGAGCUUGUGUUUGGGACAGUUGCCAACAUGGAGGUCGUCGAGCAGCAAGAGGAGGCCGAGCUGGGCGAUGGACCAGUCCCCGACAUCACCGUUAGCGGCGACCCUUCCAAUGACCUAAAAGAGAUAUCCGAUGGAUUUGAUAAGAUUGAAUUAGUGAACACAGCUGUUGAAACAGGUCAGGUCAAUACGGGGGAGGCGCGCCAGGAAUACGGCAAGAUUCAUGCUGCACUGGCGCCGUUUUAUGAGGAUAUCGCGCGAUCUGGACCAUCUUCUGAAAACUUGGUUUUCACGAAAUAUAAUGAUCCCCAGGCCCAGGCCCAGAUACUGGCACAAUUGCUCAUGUUCUCCAAAUCUGAUACGACGCAAGGAUGGGACGAGCGGGUGGAUCGUUUAGAGCGUACAAUAUCGAUGUUUGAGACUGCUGCGCUGAAGGAGUUCCGUCAGGGAUACGAGACAGAAGACAUUGAUGGGACUAUGCGGAAAUAUGCACAUAUUUUAUGGACACUCAAUGGCGGGCAAGCUGCCGUGGACCUUUUUAUCCAUCACAAUCACCUCAUGACUCGGAAAUCCGAGCUAGGAACCGUCGCUUCCUGCAUCGACGGAUCAACCGGCCAGGUCAAAAUGGAGCAGACGCAAGCUUUUUUCACACGUCUCAGCGUCGCCUUCAACGACGAAAUAUCCAUCAUGAACCGCGCAUUUCCCCCGGACUUGGACGUUACAUCAAAGUUCAUGACAAAAGUUGGCCAAGAUGUGUUGUAUCCUUUCCUCACGGCGAUAUUCGAUGAACUACAUCGUAUCAGCAUCGAGUCAUAUCUAAGUGCAAUAUCGGCGACUUUUGUUCAAUGCAUGAACCUCUCGGAGGCUCUGCUUCCUAUACGAGGCUCCGAUGAUAAAUUUGACGAGUAUCUUGAUAAUGUCGUCGUCAAGAUAUAUGAGCCACAUCUCGAUUUGUAUUUGGCAGAAGAGCUGGAUUUUUUUAAGAAAACCUGUGAAUCUACAGUGAGUGAGUGGGAUCGGCAUCUCUCUGAACAGGCGGCCUCGACGGAGUCUUUUUUGAUGUCAAAUGUUAAUCGCCAAGCCGACAAACGAGACUUCCUUACUUCCUUCAAAAAGGUGAUCAUGAUGCCGGUAAACAUCCUACCGAGCUUCUCAAGCGCCAAACCAAAUGAAGAGCCAAAAUUAGAUACGGAAACAAGCAGUCCAAAUCCGUCACAACCUUCCAAAAGUCCCAAUCGAUUUUCAACAAUACCGUCACCUGCCCCAGUCAUCGAGGAAGUCCCGACCACCGAGCUGGCAGCAAAAGCUGCCAUCAUGAAGUCGAAGAUGGAGGGUAUCCGCUCAUUGUUCAGUAUCGAGAUCGCACUUGGUCUAGUCCAUUCCGCCAAGUCCAGCUUGGAGAGAGCCGCCCAGUUUGUGCGACUUGGCGGUGAAUUUGGCCGUGCAGCGAAACAGCAAUGCGAAGCAAUCUUCGUGACGCUGCUACGUAUACUGGGACAACAGCAUGUGAUCGUUGGAUUCGAUAAGGCUGUCAGUCAUCUAUCCAACUACCGACCCCGCGAACAAGGCGAACGUGACCAAUCCGGGGUUGAGCCCCUCGUCACAUUUUUGGAGCUGGUCAAUGUUGGCGAUUUGAUUCUGCAGAUGAUGGAUGUAUUUUACGAGCAGGAGUUGAUCGGCUUGAGAUUAACUGAUAGAAACGAUUUUGUGGACCCUGCCAAUAAAGAAAAGAAGAAAUUCGAACAGAUGCUCGACGAACGUGUCGCAGCUGGUCUCAAUAAGGGAAUCGACGUUCUCAUGGAAGAGGUGGACUACAUUCUGGCAACACGACAACUAGCCACCGAUUUCAAUCCCGGCGUUUCCUCAGAUCCACACCGACAGACCAUGGACGUAGGCGUCAGCGAAGUCGCCGUCGCCGUUGUCGACGUGGUUUCAUCGCACACGCAGAUGCUAGUCGGGAGCACGGAUAAGAGCACACUAGAUGUGUUCAAUCAAGAAGUCGGGCUCCGCCUAUUUACCGCUCUAUGUAAACACCUCAAGCGACAGCGUAUCAGCGUGGAGGGAUCACUUAAGCUGAUCAGCGACAUGAAUCACUAUUUCAAGUAUAUCCAAACAUUACGAAACAACGAGCUGCUUCUCUAUUUCACGGCAUUCCGUGAGCUCGUGCAGAUUUACCUGAUCGAUCCUGGCCAUGCUAAGGAACUGGCGACUGUCAUCGCUGACGCGGAUCGAUUCCAUGGGAUUUGGCGUGUGGAGGAGGUCUAUGAAUUUGCUGAGCGCCGGGCUGACUGGUACCUUGUCAAGCGGGACGUGGAACGAGCUAUGUAUGGAAUUGGUUGCACUGUGAUGUAA
Molecule: messenger RNA, 2622 nt
Organism: Penicillium coprophilum
Lineage: Eukaryota; Fungi; Ascomycota; Eurotiomycetes; Eurotiales; Aspergillaceae
Exons: 4
Coding region: 1-2622 (873 amino acids)
Biological process (GO): exocytosis; Golgi to plasma membrane transport
Cellular component (GO): exocyst; cytoplasm
Molecular function (GO): protein binding
Source: RefSeq, a predicted model, not a curated record